AUGCAGUCUCCCAAAACGGUUUACUUCUUAAGCAAAAUAUCACCAGACAUCAGCUCGGCCAUCAACAGUACAUGGCCAUAUCCAAUUUAUUCAUCGGAACCAAAUUUAAGAGCAGUUGCAUGUUUCACUAAAAUAAAUAAGGAUUUACGACCAUUCACAUAUAGAAAAAAAACUCUGAUCAUUGUAAGUUUGACUGGAACUGUGAUGUAUCAUUUUACAUGUAAUGAUCAUGAUUAUUUAUACACUGGAAAAUUGUGCAUAACGUCCAAUAUUUUAAACAGUUCAUACAUCAAAGAUUUAGGGGAGAAAGAACAGAUUGAUACUUUAAUUUGUGACAGUUCUAUUAUUGAUGUUCCUGUUGAUUUUAAUGUGCAAAAUGCUGCUGAUAAGAUUGAAAGUAUCAUCAGGAAUUAUUCAAACAUGAAAAUAGUUAUUAGCAUGGAUACUUUUGGAAUGGAAGAUUUGCUAUUUGAAAUAGCCUGUCGAGGAUACUCUGUAUACACUGGGUGUUCCAGAAAUGCUUUUUUGAGAAUCCAAAAUGCUGAUUCUUAUUUUACAACUUCUAGAGAUGCUGUUUUAAGAGUUGUCAAUAAAGCAUUUUGUGUGAACAUCGAUGAUUGUUACAGGCGUUAUAUGAAUAAAAACAUAAUAACAAUAAUACCAUCAGCAAAGUAUUCUGUUAAAGAAAUGUUGGACUUGAGAAAAGUUGGUGUACACAUUGUUAACUAUGAAGAUCGGUCAACUGCACAAGCUUUGUAACAUUUGAUCAAAUUGGUUAAACCGAUUCGUCUAAAAAGUUCUACCAAAGGUGAAAGUUUUAAAUUGAAAACUUAUGGACGGUUAUGUAGAAGACCAAAAGUAUUCCCAAGACUGUCUGAGACUUCAAUACAUUGUAAUGAUGAUCAGAAGGAGUUACACAGUGGUGUUUUGUUAAAUGAAAUUGCUGAAGAGAAAACUGUUGAACCAGUUAAGCAAGAAGAUGUCAAAGUACCAGAAGUCCUGGUAAAAAUCAGCAGCACGAGUGAUUUCAAUUUAGAUUCCCUUACAUCAUACUUCAACCACCAACAACCUGGUCCAAACGAUCCCUACAUAUCACCAUCAAAUGAUAUCCUUUCAACUUUAGCAAUUGCAGCUUUGGAGCCUUUUCAAAAAAUGCAUUUGUUUACGAAGCAUAAAUUGCAAUUCAUGAUAAUUGGGAUGAUAAUUUUAUCGAUCCUGUAGAGAUGAGUAAAAAUUUAUACAGGUUUCAUAUACAGCACCAUUUGGAUUGUAUAAAAAAAUUGAAGGAAGAGAUGGGUAA
Molecule: messenger RNA, 1300 nt
Organism: Ctenocephalides felis (cat flea)
Lineage: Eukaryota; Metazoa; Arthropoda; Insecta; Siphonaptera; Pulicidae
Exons: 6
Coding region: 1-759 (252 amino acids)
Biological process (GO): double-strand break repair via nonhomologous end joining; protection from non-homologous end joining at telomere; interstrand cross-link repair
Molecular function (GO): damaged DNA binding; 5'-3' DNA exonuclease activity
Source: RefSeq, a predicted model, not a curated record